Molecule: messenger RNA, 4989 nt
Organism: Podarcis lilfordi (Lilford's wall lizard)
Lineage: Eukaryota; Metazoa; Chordata; Lepidosauria; Squamata; Lacertidae
Source: the annotation of a GenBank genome assembly
AUCCCGACGCGGGCAACGCGCAUCCCGCAGCUUCGCCGGAUUCGUCCGCGCCUGGCGAGCGGCCGCCGCGGCAUCCAGAACUCUGGAGAAUGAGAGCCGUUGGUGUUGUAGAGAAUGCUCUUCACCUCCGCAAUUAGGGCCGGGGAGGGGGGGGCGAGAUCUCGGCAACCGUUACUUUCCCCACCAUGUGUGACGCAAACCCCGUUGCCAUUGGUGGAGCGUAAGGGGCUGUGGGCCGCGAUUGGCGAGGGCAGAAGGGGUGGGCGGGUUUGGGGCGGAGAACGUUGUGGCAAGCUCUGGAAGAUUCCUCCGCCCGCCGUAUAAAUAGGGAGGGGGAAGCGGCUGCCGCUGAGCCAUAGCCUGGGCGGCCGAGCGAGGAGAGAGCUAGUUGAGCCGGUGAUUGUGAGAGCGAGGGCAUUCGGCGACUGGCGAUGGGGAAGGACUAUUACCGGAUCUUGGGCCUGACCCGCGGGGCGACUGAGGACGACAUUAAGAAGGCGUAUCGCAAGCAGGCGCUGCGCUACCACCCGGACAAGAACAAGGACCCGGGCGCCGAGGAGCGCUUCAAAGAGAUCGCCGAGGCGUACGACGUGCUGAGCGACCCCAAGAAGCGCGAGAUCUUCGACAAGUUCGGCGAGGAGGGUGCGUGCUUGGGGGCCCGUGGAGGGAGAGGAUGCUUGGGAGGAAAGGGUAGAAGCGGGGCUCUCGGGACCGGCGCGAAAUCGGUCCCCCUGCACGUUCACACGGCUCCGAAGUCCCGCAGUGGGCUCGCAGCCGUUUGCUCUAGACCGGGUUCCCGAGUGUCUUGCGUAUUGUAUAUACCGCCUCUUAGCUGUUUAUUAUUCUUUUAUAUGCGGGAAGAGAAUGGGCGAGGGGAUCUGCUUGUAGUGUAAAGGACGGGAUGGAAAAUAAGCCCCGCUUUUUGAGGCGUCAUGGAGUCAGGAUUAACGCCAAACUGACAGUUUUUCAUGUGUUGGAGCAAAUGGAAAGUUGAAGUUGAAACUGUGUGGUGUAUAUACUUUAUACGGUAUACAAAAAGCACAGGGCAGUCGAGCCAUUGUCCUUGAAUGGGACGAGAUCAUUAGAAUAUUAUUUUUUUGCACUUACGUAAGCUAAGCGUUUUUUCCUCCCGCAGAAGUUGUUUUGAUACCAGAGAGUACAGUCGUACAGUCAAAUAGUGUCAUCCCCCCCCGUCGUAACUUUCCUCCUGUCUCCCUCCUGCCCCACCCUUGAGCGAUAACAUCUUCUAAAAAUCUCUGCUUUUAUAACUGAUCAACUCUGCCAUUUAGCGCUGUUAGGAAGCAUUUCCCUGUAGAGUGGCUUUUGGAAUGACUGUUCAGCAACUAAUCUACCAGGACUGGUUUUCCAAGAUAGGUGAAGGGAGGGAAAAGUAGGUGAGAAGAAAGAACAAGUUAUUUUACUCUGUCGUCCUGGAAACUAGCCAGAUGAGUUGCCAUCUUUGAAUUGUUCAUAUAGUAUUAAGGUCACUCCUUAAAAAUCCACCAUUACCUUUCAGGUUCUUCCUGUUUGAGAAACUUACUUUGAAAUAAAAUGGAAAGCAUUUAGGCAGGGAAGAAAGAGAAAAAACAACUUGAUGUAGGAUUUAUUUCUAUUGCUUUUCUGAGGAUCUGUCAGUUUUUCAAUAAUAAACUUGUUCCAAGUACAUGCUUUUCAGCAACUUAGUAUGCUUUUUUUGAACUGUUGAUUUUUUUUAAAGAAGGAACUAAGCACAAUACUGUUACUUUUGUGAUAUAUUAAGGCAUGUAGCACAUAGGAUUGAAGUAUUUAAAUUUAGUUACAAAUAUAUUAGGUUUGUGUAAUUUUUAUGGCAUUCUAUUGCCUGCAUUCAUAGUAAAAUGCUUAGCAGUUUCCUGUAACAUUGUUGGUAACAUGUAUUGACAGGAUAAAUUGGGCUGCAUGACAGGCUUUCUAAGAUAGGUGGAGCCUUUGCUACAAAAAGUCUUCUAGUACUUGCUAGAAGAUUCUAGCAUACUCGUCAUGCUAACCUGUUCUUUACAAUGUUAGUUUUGAUUUGUAGGUCUGUUCCCAAUAAUAUUUAUUGUCAUGUUAACGACCUAUUUGUUUAUACAGGCUAAGGUGAAAUGCAUUCUAAGUGGUGCUCUGUUUGUGUAGCAGCAUGGAUUCAGUUAUUGAUAAUCUCUACAAAGUGUGAAGGUUAGCCAAUGUAGGGCCUUCCAGAUAUUGUUGGAUAGCAGUACACAUCAGCCCCAACAUGACCAACGUUGAGAGGGGAUGGGAGUUAUAACAAGGUGGAGGACACGGCAUUAGCUACUCCUGAAUGGUAGGGUUCUCAGCACACUACAAUUGAGAAAAUGGAGAGAAAGAAGGCUGCAACAGUUCUGAUAAAAUCUUUACUUGGCAUUUCUUUGCUAGCACGUGCUUGGCCUUUUGAUACAGGACUUCCUUAGAAGUAUUUGAUUAAAUUCCAGUGGUGUUCUCAGAGUUUAGUAAAUUUUCGUAUCACAGUAAAAGAGGCACUGAGGAAGAAGUUUUGAAGAUUAGGAGUCCUAAUAUAAAUCAUGACAGAGCAUAGUUCAGUAAUUGCUGAAAGAGAUUAAUUUGUGUGUCCUUGUAUGUAUUUCAGGACUAAAGGGAGGUGGUCCCAGCAGCAGUGGAGGAGGAGGUCCCAAUGGCACUUCAUUCACUUACACCUUUCAUGGAGAUCCUCAUGCCAUGUUUGCAGAAUUCUUUGGUGGGAGGAAUCCUUUUGAUACCUUUUUUGUCCAGAGGAAUGGCGAUGAAGACAUGGAUGUUGAUGACCCCUUCACAAGCUUUCAGAACUUUGGUAACAUUGGCUUUUCCCGUUCUCGUGGGGGCGCUGAACACAUACGCAAGAAACAAGACCCACCCAUCACUCAUGAGUUGAGAGUAUCCUUGGAGGAGAUUUACUCUGGAUGCACCAAGAAAAUGAAAAUUUCUCAUAAACGUCUCAGUCCAGAUGGGAAAAGCACACGCAAUGAAGAUAAGAUUCUAACGAUUGAAGUCAAACGUGGCUGGAAAGAAGGAACAAAGAUUACAUUCCCCAAAGAAGGCGACCAGACACCAAACAACAUUCCAGCUGAUAUUGUAUUUGUUUUAAAAGACAAGCCACAUAACAUUUUUAGAAGAGAUGGGUCUGAUAUUGUAUAUCCAGCCAAAAUCAGCCUCCGUGAGGUAAGUGGAAAUUCCUGACUUGUUGCUGAUUAAUGAAGUGGGGAACAAAGGGUUGGAUUCACCGAACAUGCCCUGUCAGCAGAAGUCCUAGGCAGGGAUUUCUAUUUGUACAGUGGGGCUUGCCUCUGAAAUUGGCUCGGGGGGGGCAUUCAGAGAACCCCAGAGUUUUGUGGGGAGGAAGUGGGGGGGGGGUCAUUCCAUCAGGCAAGCUGUAAUUCUUGCACAGAUGGUUUGUUCAUGAUAGCACAACAUUGAACUCCCUCUGAAGUUUCUAAAUUACUAGAUUUUGAAAUGGGUAAAAACUGAGAAUGUUCCAAUCUAUUUCCUACACAUCACUACACAUGAUUAUAGUAAGUGUUGCUAUAUUGUGGGCAAACUAUUAAGAGUGUACUUCAUCAAAGCCUCAUGGGGAGUGCACUGAGGAAGCAGAUCAUGAUACAGUAGCAGCAGCAUGAUUUCAGGCACAGUGAAAUGUUAUGGGAUGCUGACUGUAUAUGUAGCUUCGAUGUUCAGCUCAAGAGUUGUCAGCAUUUCCUCCUGUCUUCAUGAACUCAUCAGUUGUCAUAGGCCCACUAAAAAUACUUGGGUUCAAUGGGAAUUACAAGAGGGAACUAUUUACUGAAAAAGGUAUUAACUUCUCUGGCUUGUGUUUGUGUUUAGGCUCUAUGUGGCUGCACUGUGAACACACCAACACUAGAUGGUAGGAACAUACCAAUGGUAUUCAAGGACAUCAUUAAACCUGGAAUGAAGCGAAGAAUUCCUGGAGAAGGUCUUCCAUUCCCCAAGAAUCCAAGCCAACGAGGGGAUCUUAUUAUUGAGUUUGAUAUAAGAUUCCCAGACAGAAUUCCACAGUCUUCAAAAAGUGUCCUAGAACAAAUCUUGCCAAUAUAGUAAGACAGGCAGAACGGGACUGCUGUGCCUCCAAAGCAGAGGAAUUGGAACUGGAAUCAGGAUUUCAGAGUCGCUUUUGGCAGUGGGUAGGGAAGUUAACUUCAUGUUGCUAAAAGAUUUCUGGGAAAUCCAUUCUUGCAAGAUGAACAUUGCACUUCUCAGUGACUUUUGGCCCAAGUUGUCAUUGCUCAAAACAUUUACAGCAAUGCUCAGUUACCCAAGAGAAGGAAUUGGCAGAACAUCUUUUAAUUGAACGUGGAAGACGACAACCAAUCAUAAUUCAUGCCUUCACUUAGUUGGCUAACCCUACUUGGGCAUGUCACAUAGGUCCUCCCAUAGGAAGGAGGAGAUUACAAUCUAAACUGGACUUCAGAAGUAAACACCUCCAAUCUCUUGUUUUUGCUGUACUGUGUCUUAUUGCAUUCUGCACUAUCUCAUUCCCGGGGGGGGUACCUUUAAUGUUCAGUUUUUGUUGCUCUUAAGGGUGCCCUUACUAAGCCAUUCUAAAAUGGUGCCAUGUGUUGAAGCUCCUGGAAGGGAAGGCAUCCUGAAACUUGGCCAUAAAUUGCCCUUUUCCAGAAGGUAAAUUGGUGGAGUAUGGCCUCCCCUGUUAAGCAAGCAGGAUGCUGCCUUAUAACUUCUGGAAAGCAUGUAAGAAGUUUACAGGGUUUUUCAGUGAAAUCUUUGACUUCUUGCCAUACACUGUUAAUAUGUCAGACUUGAUCCUGGUUGAUUGAUUGGACUGGCAGAAAAGAUGUAAAAUGUUCAGUUGAAGACAUUCUUUAAUAAAUAAGUAUUUCAAUAGGUGAUAACUAUUGAAACUGAAAAGAGUAAAGCAUUAGUCAUUUUUCUUAAAGGUAUUGUUUCUAGUAAAGGAACAUGUAUAGCUUCCUGUAAACAUUUUUUAAAAAAUAUAACUAGUGU